Echinostoma caproni is the source of this 858-nucleotide messenger RNA. Lineage: Eukaryota; Metazoa; Platyhelminthes; Trematoda; Plagiorchiida; Echinostomatidae. The record is from the annotation of a GenBank genome assembly.
AUGGAAACCAGGCGCGUAAAUGAACUCGUGAACUUGGAAGUAGGAUCACCGCUAGGUAGAACUGAUCAAGCGACCAUUCGAUACAGUUAUGUCUAUCGUCUACGCUCUCCGAGGCUAGAACCCAGGCGAUGCUACAGUGAAUUAGACACUAAGGGUCUCCUCUUGGCCGCGUCACAGCUCCAAUGGCCGGAGGAAGCGAAAGAUGUCCACGAGUCUUGGGACCGAAUUAAAACGAACCUCAUCUCGUUGGCCGACGCCUUUGUACUGUUGCGAUCGCAUGGUAGACCGGAUAAGCCACGGUGGUGGUCUCGACGGUUAGCUAAAUUACUGGGUAGAAAGCGGGCAGCCUGGAGGAGGUUCACCACCACUAACGGCCACUCGAGAUACCUUCAGUACUUGCAGGAGCGCAAGACCUACGACAGGGCCCAUUCCGAUUCAAAGAAACGCUAUGAGCUCACACUGGCAAAAAAGAGUAAGAUGUACCCGAAAGCAUAUUACGGUUAUGUACAGUCGAAGGUGGCCACUAGUGAAGUUAUCGGAUGCAUCCGCGAAGCCGGUGGCAACCCAACGCCCACUAGCUUAGAAAAGGCUUCCGCUCUACAUCAUCAUUUCAAAGAGUCGUAUACUAUGGGCAUGGUAAAUACAUUGCCGGCACACAGUAUCACGACGGAGUGCCCUUUGGAUAAACUCCUAAUCGAGCCACAGGAAGUCGAAAAGAAUAUUGAAGCGUUAGACAGCGUUGAGCUACGGCUCAAAUGCAGCCGACAACGUGCUACCUGGGUCCGCUUACAAAUCAAAAGAAGAAAGAUUCUUGUCUUGGUGCGAGUUCGAACUGCAAUUCUGGAUGGACAUGCUUGA